Molecule: messenger RNA, 3755 nt
Organism: Aspergillus vadensis CBS 113365
Lineage: Eukaryota; Fungi; Ascomycota; Eurotiomycetes; Eurotiales; Aspergillaceae
Exons: 5
Coding region: 88-3381 (1097 amino acids)
Biological process (GO): basic amino acid transport; transmembrane transport
Cellular component (GO): fungal-type vacuole membrane
Molecular function (GO): basic amino acid transmembrane transporter activity; catalytic activity
Source: RefSeq, a predicted model, not a curated record
ACAACCCACCGGUCCACCGCUGUAUAUCCGACCAGAAUAUUGGUGGUACAGGUAUGCGUGUUGAUCAAUCCAGAACAGCGGCUUCGAAUGGACCUCAAGGAGAGCCGGUACUCCGAGGUCCCCUUGGCCGAUGAACCCAGCUCGAAAGAGCUCAUCCUCGUCCUGGGAAGUAUCUGGGUAGGAGUCUUCCUGGCUGCCUUGGACACUACAAUUGUCGCUACUCUCACUGCUCCCAUCUCGUCUUCCUUCCAGUCCUUUACUUUACUGUCCUGGCUCGCAACCUCCUACCUGAUUUCUAAUGCUGCCUUUCAACCGCUGAGUGGACGUCUUACUGAUAUCUUCUCUCGGCGGACUGGUCUGGUCUUUUCGAAUAUCUUCUUCGCGGCCGGGAACUUGAUCUGUGGCCUGGCAGAAACCGAGGGGACUAUUGUACUGGGGCGCGUCAUCGCCGGUAUCGGUGGCGGCGGGCUAACUGCGAUCUCGACCUUUGUCACCUCCGACUUGGUGCCCUUACGGAAACGUGGGGUGUGGCAGGGGAUUGGUAACAUCUGUUAUGGUGCCGGAAGUGGACUGGGUGGUGUGUUUGGAGGAUGGAUCAAUGACACUCUGGGAUGGCGAUGGGCCUUUUUGAUCCAGGUACCUUUUGUCGUGGUGUCCGGCAUCCUCGUAGCGGCCACAGUACGAGUGCCGGUCAAGGCCACGGACAACGCCAAAUUGAAACGGGUUGACUUCCUCGGAGCCCUCACUCUGGUUGCCAGUCUCGUCCUGCUUCUGCUCGGGCUGAAUACUGGUGGCAAUCAGGUCCCAUGGACGCACCCUUUGAUCCUUGUCUCAUUGCCGCUCUCCGCGGUAUUCUUUGGCCUCUUCAUCUACGUCGAGGCCAACAUCGCGUCCGAACCGGUCAUUCCUGUCCGGUUGCUUCUGGAUCGCACAGUAUUUUCAGCCUGCCUGACCAAUUGGUUCAGCACGAUGGCGGUGUUUGGGCUUUUGUUCUACCUGCCGUUGUUCUUCCAGGUCCAAGGUUUGUCCGCCACAAGUGCGGGUGUGAGACUGAUCCCCCAAGCCAUUGGCACCUCUCUCGGCUCACUGGGAUCGGGGAUCCUGAUGCGGUCGACCGGACGAUACAAGAUUUUCAGCUAUGUGUCCAUGACUCUGAUGGUUCUCUCCAAUGUGCUGAUCUGCACGCUGUCGCUCACAACCCCGUCGUGGCUACCCUUCAUCUACUUCUUCCUGAUGGGUACCGCCUAUGGAAGCAUGCUGACCAUUACGUUGGUGGCACUUAUCUCUGCUGUAGACCAUGAGCACCAUGCAGUUAUCACAUCCGCAUCAUACGCAUUUCGCAGCACAGGAAGCACCAUUGGCAUCACCGUUGCCUCUGCCGUGUUCCAAAAUAUCCUCAAAACCGGACUAUGGUCUCGGUUUGGAGAUCGCGAGCAUGCUGGCGAGCUGAUUGGACGGAUCCGCGAUAGCCUCGAGGAAAUCAGGAAGCUCCCUACAGACUGGAUCCCGGGGGUAUUGGACUCAUACAUGGACUCUUUGCGCGCCGUGUUUCUGACGUUGCUGGGACUCAGCGUACUGGGGGCGGUAGUCACUACAGGACUGGGAGGAAAGUUGACGGAACAUACCACUACGACCCCCAUGCAAAUAGAUAAUCAAAUACAAGAAGCCCCGGGCUCUUCUCCCCCUCGUCGGAAACGCUUACUCCUCUCCACCGAGAGUGCUUUUGUCGACAACAUACUUCCAUCGCUGGUUCAGAAUCCCGAUAUCGAAAUACGAUUGAUUACGGACGAGCCCUCCGCCCUUCUGUCGGGCGCAAGCAAGGUUCCUCAUUAUAUGGACACGGUGGAUAGUCAAACAUUCGAAAAGAAGACUGGGGCUCGGAAAUGGCUCAAGGCCAAGGCGGCGGAAUUAUGCGAGUGGGCUGACAUGCUGCUGGUUGCGCCGAUAGAUGCUGGAGCGUUGGGGUCGAUGCUUUAUGGGCUGACCAACACGUUGACGUUGGCGCUCCUGCGGGGUUGGAUCUCGUCCAAGCCGGUGGUGCUGAUCCCUGGAAUGACGGUUUCGGAAUGGCACCAUCCACUGAGUAAAAGGCAACUCCGAGAGGUGGCAGAGUUCUGGCCAUGGAUAAGUGUGGUGUCACCGGUGCUGUGGGAAUCGGUCAGUCCGGAGGAGCUGGUUCAGCUACCAUGGGAAGGCUUAAAAGAACUACAUGAAGUUCUCGAACGAACUUUGGAUCUAUCGUUCUCUCAGGUCUCCACUAAGCCUGGCCAGCUUCCAGAUUCCACAUACCCGACCGGCAUUUCGGAGCAGAUGCCUGGUGAUGCGGCGUCCACGAUAUCGCGACACCUCCUGCAUCGAAGCAAUAAAACGGAAAGUGGCCCGCGCUCACUACCCAUGGAGCUUUGGCUCAAUAUCUUCGAGGACCAAUUACACGACUGGGAGAUCGCAAAGGCAGUUGGUAUUCCAACCAAUCUGCCCGUGCCGAAGGAAUGGCAAAAUCACUUGUUGAAGAUGUCGACCCCAGCCUCCUUGGAAUACACCAUUCUCAGAGGAUCCUUCGCUGCGAUCAAAAAGCGUAUUGACAGCCUGCCACGAUGGAAGCCCCUCUCCGACCUUGUAUGCCAUCUCAUCUUCAAGUUCUCUCGAACCGACAUCCUCUCCUACCUCACCGAAAACCAUCUCGAUCUACUCUGGACCACCUCCCGACUCACCAACCUCCCCUACCGCGCAUCCGCCAUCUACGGAAAUCCCAACAUCCUCACCUGGUGGCGCGAUGCUCCCGCCCUCCCCAACAAAGAAUACAUCGCCGACGCAAUGGACGGAGCCUCCCGCGCCGGCUUUGUCGACGUCCUAGAAUGGUGGCGAACCUCCGGCCUCGAACUUCGGUAUACCGAGCGCGCCCUUGAAGCCGCCAGUGCCGAAGGCCGAGUAGCCGUCCUCGCCUGGUGGAAAGCCGCCUCGGCCAACGCACCCCCUUCCAACCCCAUCCCCCUCAAAGUUGGUAAAUCUGUCCUCCUUGCUGCCCAAUCCGGUCGUACCGCUUCCCUAGCCUGGUGGGACGCCUCUGGCAUCCCCUACACCCAUGGCGAAUCCGUUGCCCGCAUCGCCAGCACACACGGCCACGUCCACGUCCUCGACUUCUGGUACCGUCUGAAAGGCGCCAAGAUGAUCUUCGAUAGCCAAGUUCUCGUCGGGCCCACCAAGAAUGGUCACGACAAUGUCCUGGAAUGGUGGCGUCGUAGCGGACUCCGCGUCGAAUUCAAAACCUGCGACAUCGAAGAAGCUCUCGAAGACGCGGACCCAGUCUCGGGUGCUGAAGAGCGUGUCCGCAAAUGGUGGGCUCGGAACGGGCUUAACCUCGGUGUCGGGACGAUGUUGUGAUUGAUCAGGUUUAUUUUCUUUUAUUACUUGUUGAGAUACCUCAAAUCUUUUUCCUACUUGCUCUUUUCUUUCUUGUCCAUCCACACAAACAUCAUUGAAAGUUACUUCUAAUACCCCGUUAUUAUCUUCGUUUCUUCUCCGCUGGCGUCUUUUCUACCAUUCCAUCGUCCUUCUGUUCAUACCUAUUUUUCUUCUAUUACUUUGCAUGGAGGGCCUGGGCUGGUAUAUAUUAUCGCAUUGCAUGCAUGCUAUCGUGCACGGGGAAGAAUAUGAACUCGAUAUUUAGCGUUGCUUUUAUUGUUGUACCUACCUUGUAGGAUAGCUUAACGGCAACUCUUCUCUAGUACUUUUAAUACAUUCGAGUAGUAAGAGGG